ACUCCACGCAUGCGCCAUGACGCACUUCCUGGUUGAGCGUUUCCCGGCAGCCCCCGCGCUGGCCUCCGUCUCCCAUCGUGCCCCGCGCGGCCGGAAGCGGAAGCGUGUCCCCGCGGAGCGAUGGCGGCCGGUCGGUAGUGGCCGCCAUGGCGCUGAUCGAAGGGGUGGGCGACGAGGUGACGGCGCUGUUCGCGCUGCUGCUGGCGGUGGCGGUGCUGGCCUUGGCCUGGGCCUCCACUCGCGCCCCCGAGCCCGCCCCGCCGCCUCGCGCCGCCCCCCCGGUGCACGAGGAGCAGCCGAGCGGAGCCACCGAGCACAGCGAGCAGCACAAGGCACCGGGAACGGGCGGGGCGGGGACUGACGGAGCCGGCGGGGCGGCGCUGCGGGAGCGGGGCGGGACCGGGGGAGCGCAGCACAGCACGGCGGGAGCCACGGGGGGCGGCACCGCGGAGCACGGCAUGGUGCUCAGAUUGAAGUUCCUCAACGACACCGAGCGGGUGGCCACCGUGCGGCCCGGGGACACCGUGGGGGCGUUAAAGAGGGCCUAUUUCCCCGGGCAGGAGCAGCAGGUCCGACUCAUCUACCAGGGGCAGCUGCUUCGUGACGACGCCCAGAGCCUGGCGGCCCUUCACCUGGCUCCCAACAGCGUCCUGCACUGCCACAUCUCCCAGCACGGCCCCCCCCCCGCCCCCUCGGGGCCCCGCGCGUCCCACGCCGACCCGGUGCACGCGGCGCUGAACGUGGGCAGCCUGCUGCUGCCGCUGCUGGUGCUGCUGCUGGCCGUGCUGUGGUACUUCCAGCUGCAAUACCGCCACGUCUUCACCGCCACCGCCACCACCUUCCUGGCCGGGCUCACGCUGCUCUUCAGCUUCAUGGCCUUCACCAUGUACCGCAGAUAGCGCCGCACACACCGGAUCCUCCCCCCCCUCCGGCCCGUUGCGGUUCCCGGGGUUCUGCCCCCGCUGCCGAACUCAUCCCGGUGCUGCGGGGGGCGCUCACGGAGCGGCACGGCCCCGUAUGGCCAUAUCGGUGUGUGUGUGUGUGUGUGUGUCCCCGCACCGCCCGGUACCGCAGCCGCAUGAACGGGCCGAGGCACCGAGCUGCACCGGGGGAACCGUGAGCUCCCGGUGCUCCCUGCCCGCAGCUGCCGGGCCGCGCUCGGGGCCGGCCCCGCCUCCGUGCCGUGAGUGAGCGGCGACCGGAUGUUUUAACAUUAAAGAGGAACAAAACUGUGA
Molecule: messenger RNA, 1235 nt
Organism: Coturnix japonica (Japanese quail)
Lineage: Eukaryota; Metazoa; Chordata; Aves; Galliformes; Phasianidae
Gene: TMUB1
Product: transmembrane and ubiquitin like domain containing 1
Biological process (GO): ERAD pathway
Molecular function (GO): protein binding
Source: RefSeq, a predicted model, not a curated record